AAUAAAUAGUAAAAAAUGUCUAGAUUACAAUCAUUGUUAUUGUUCUUUAUUAAAUCUUUUUGUUUAGCACAGCGGCAGGGAAUUCUCCCCGCUGACCCAGAUUUCCAAUCUCCUGGUCACCGUCAACAGUUCGGUCAACUUCAUAAUCUAUUGUAUAUUCGGGGAGAAAUUUAAGAGGAUCUUCCUCAAGACCAUGUGUGCUAUGCUGGGAAGACAUGAUUGCACACCUCCUCAGGAUUUGAUCAGAUAUCCAAACAGUUUUGCCACCGAUGCAGCCAAUCCUACUAUGAUCAACUCCUCCCUGAACCGCAGUCGAAGUACAAUGGGCUCUAGGAAUCCAUCAAUCAGUCUGAAUUUGCUGAACCGUUCUAAAACAACCGGUCAGAGGACGCUGGGGAGUUCAAGAUCCCAGCUCCUGAGAUUAAGCGUACUCUCUGACCUAUCCCGUGAGCGGAACAAUCACGAGCUGAACUAUCAAGAAACCUCGCUCUGUGGUGAGAACAAUCUUUGUGUACACAGCGCACACAUGUACAAUACAGGCUACUCUCUGUCUGCUUGUACAUCCCCUGAUAUAGCAAUAGACAAACAUAUCUAUUUACAAUCAGAUUCUGAACCACCGUCUGUAAUGAGAAUAGAAGUGUCAACUAAUAACUGGCCACCAGGCAAAUAAAGCCAAGUUGUGAUUUUUCAGCAAUUCAUUUUUCGUCACAAAAAAAAUCUUUGCCAAAAAAUUUAUUUUGUAAAGUUGACGAAGGCAACCAUUUUUUUAAGCUGGAUGAGAUAAUUUUUUUACAAUAAUAAAUUUAUUAUGAAAGAUUGCUUCCAGAAAAAACCUACUUGCAAUUACAAUAUUGCAAUUAAAGGCACCUUAAUGAUGGUGACAUGGAAACGCCUCAACGAGGGGAGGAAGGCCAACCACAUCAAUCUUUAGUCCGAACCACAUUAUCCUCA
Messenger RNA from Eurytemora carolleeae, 951 nucleotides. RefSeq lists its product as uncharacterized. NCBI's taxonomy places the organism in Eukaryota, Metazoa, Arthropoda, Copepoda, Calanoida, Temoridae. Bases 194 to 670 code for a protein of 158 amino acids. The record is from RefSeq and is a predicted model, not a curated record. The transcript has 2 exons.